AAGUUAAUCUUGGUGACUGGAAGCGCACGUGGAAUUGGACAAGCUGUUGCGGCCGAAUACGCCAAAUUUGGGGCUCGAAUUAUUCUGCUGGAUAUAUUGGAGACGGUGCACGAGACAGCUGAUGCUUUGAAGAAAGCGGGCCAUACGGCUUAUUCAUUCACGGUGGAUCUGAGCAGCGACAAAGGCGUAGCAGACCUAGGAGAAAAGAUUAUCAAAGAAAUUGGUGUCCCGGAUAUCUUGCACAACAAUGCUUUCUGGGCUCCAAAUGGCUGCGUCGAGGACAUCGAGAUCGAUGGCAUCCGCAAGGCGCUUGAUGUCAGCGUUUUGGGAUACCUUCGCAUCGUGAAGGCUUUCCUCACUCCAAUGAUCGAACGGAAGAGUGGAUGGAUUGUCAACACAUCUUCCCCAAACGGUAUCACACCACCGAGCAGUUAUGCCGAGUACGGACUGCCCUACAACGUCUGUAAAGCGGCAGACAUCUCCCUGAGCCAGGCCCUGAAGGCAGGCUUGCAGAAGUAUGGAAUUGGAGUUUCAGUGAUAUAUCCGGAUGCUACGAAAACGGGCGCC
This is a messenger RNA of Mytilinidion resinicola, 567 nucleotides long. Its product is annotated as NAD(P)-binding protein. Gene Ontology annotation, cellular component: lipid droplet. The record is from RefSeq and is a predicted model, not a curated record. Gene Ontology annotation, molecular function: oxidoreductase activity, acting on the CH-OH group of donors, NAD or NADP as acceptor. The annotation marks the transcript as partial. The transcript has 2 exons. NCBI's taxonomy places the organism in Eukaryota, Fungi, Ascomycota, Dothideomycetes, Mytilinidiales, Mytilinidiaceae.